Messenger RNA from Xenopus laevis (African clawed frog), 8342 nucleotides. It is a transcript of the gene cc2d1b.L, whose product is annotated as coiled-coil and C2 domain containing 1B L homeolog. The coding region runs from base 413 to 3061 and encodes 882 amino acids. NCBI's taxonomy places the organism in Eukaryota, Metazoa, Chordata, Amphibia, Anura, Pipidae. The transcript is spliced from 25 exons. The record is from RefSeq and is a predicted model, not a curated record. Gene Ontology annotation, molecular function: DNA-binding transcription repressor activity, RNA polymerase II-specific. Gene Ontology annotation, biological process: negative regulation of transcription by RNA polymerase II.
GAAUUGCCUGCAAUCACAUGGUGUCUGACAGCUUUUACCUUCUUCCGGGAUUUCCCCCAGCUCCUUACAUUACGGUAUUUAGCAGGUCCCUCCGAGUCUCAGCUGAAGUACAUUGGUACACCCACAUUAUCCUUCUUGUUCUGUAGAUGUGUUCUGCACUGUGGGAAACACAUGGUAAUUGUGAAUGUCAUCGCAAUUACAGGUAGAGGCCCAACAACACCUGCCCUGGGCGCACUCAAGUGCAGUCCUCGUCCUGUUCUUUUUGAUGAGCGCCCUCCCGGCUCCUGUCAGCGUGUUGCCUUCUUCGUUCUACCACACGGGAUAUUUGUAAUCCACUGGGACAUCUACACGGACCAGGCUGGAGUCUUUUGUUAUCCAGUCAUUGUAACAGUCAGUACGUCCAUGAGUUGCAAUGUUGGGGAGGAAGCUAGGCAAAAAGACUGCUCAGGCCAAGGGCCGAGGUGCUGCUGCUGCAAAGGAGUUGGGGCUCUUUGUAGAUUUCAGUCCAGAGGAUAUGAUGCUUGGCAUUCCAGAUGACCCAGACGAUGGAGACCUGGAAGCUGAAUUGGCAGCUUUAACUGGAGUAAAGGCAGUAUCAAAACCAAAGCCUAAAGGGAAAGCCCCUCUCCCUAUGGAAGAGAUUGAGAAGAUGGCGCAGGAUUGUAUGACAGACAUGACUGGGGAGGAUGACGACGACGAUUUGGAAGAAGAUGAAGAAUUGCUGGCUGAGCUACAGGAUGUUGUUGGUGAGGAAGAGGAGGUGGAACAGUCACAGCCUAGUGAUACUGAAGAGUCAGAGCCUUCUGCAUCUGAGACACAGGAACACACAGAGCCUGAACAGCAAGUCAACUCUUCAGUAGCAGAAAUUCAACAUAAUUUACAGGUCCCUGCUGGAGGAAUGCUCCAGGUUUUAGAAGAACGGAUUGGCAAUUACAAGGAAGCAAUCAGCAAUGCCAAACUGUCCAAUGAGAGUGCCAAGGCUAGACGCUAUGAACGGGGGCUAAAGACACUUGAAUCUAUGCUAAGUGCUGCAAGGCAAGGGAGGACAGUAAUUGAGGCAGAUAUCCCACCUCCAGUGGCUUGUGGGAAACCUGCUGUAAGCCCAACAACUGAUGUUCCAACAACUGACACAAGCAAGCAGGGGCUGGGAGAUUUGAACGAUGUACCAAUGGAAACAACAGAAGCUGUUACAAACCUUGAAAAGCCAGAGGACCCUGUCAGUAAGGCCACAACUAAUGAUGGUGGAGCUGUGGAAAAGACACAUGUUGCUUCUGAGAAUGAUACAGACUCGAAAACCGUGUUGCUCCUGAGACAGAGAGAUUACAAACUGGCAGCACUAAAAGCUAAACAAACAGGAGACAUUGAAAAGGCCAAGGAAUACAUGAAGAUUAGUAAGAAAUUUAGUGUAGUCUUGGAAGCUCUGGAAAGUGGACAGCCUGUGGAUCUCAGCAACAUGCCUGCCGCUCCAGAAGAUCAUGAAGCAAUGGUAACAGAAUCCAAGAUCAUAGCACAUCCAACUCCAGCACCUCCUGUGUCCAACAUUUUAAACACACAAGGAUCUUCAGUUGGCUCAUUAUUGCAAGCUCUACAGCAGAGAAUGGAAAAGUACAAAUCUGCAGCACAGCAAGCUAAGAGCAGUGGAGAUGAUCGGAAGGCCAGAAUGCAUGAGAGAAUUGCCAAGCAAUACCAGGAUACCAUCCGAGCCCAAAAAGCCGGAAGACAGGUGAACCUGGCAGAACUUCCUGUGCCACCAGGAUUCCCUCCACUACCUGGCAUGGAGCAAACAGAGGAAGAAGGGAGUGUAGAGAAGGCACUUGAGGCAGCCCAGAAGUUGGCAAAAACUGCAGGGGAAGAUGUUGAUGAUGAUGAGGAUGAAUGUCAAGCAAAGCCACCAGGACACCCUAAACCCACCCAACUAGUGAAACCACUAGUGAUGCCUGCUAUAUCAGACAACGAGGAGAGGUUGUUACCCAUCAAAGCCCCAGUAAAAGUAGCAAGUGAAGAAACAUUUCCUCCUGCAGUACAAGAACAACUGGAAUUCUUGGAACACCGCAAAAAACAAUACAGAAAAGCUGCUCUCCAGGCCAAGCAAAAAAAUGACCUUGAACAAGCCAAACAACACAUGAGAGUUGCCCACACCCUCCAAGUCUCAAUUGAUCAAGUGAAAAGCGGAAAACUUGUGGACAUCUCCAAGGUGCCAUCUCUUCCAGAUGAUGAGGAAAGUGACUUUGUAGUUGUUGAACAUGAAGACAUAAAGUCACCACAGAACUCAGAGGAUGUGUACAACAUGUUAAUGAAGCUCCUGCAUGAACAGCAUGAGAAAUGCAUACGUUAUUCAAAGCAGUUUACACAGAUGGGCAAUGUUGCAGAAACCACAAGGUUUGAGAAUAUGGCUGAGGACUGCAAGAAAAACUGUGAGAUCCUUCAGCUGUCCCAAGCUCAAGGCCUUGACCCUCCUCCCUACCACUUUGAAGACAAGACAUUAAAAAUCGUCAGGGUUUUCUCUGAGCUCAGCAGCACAGAAAUGCUACUAAUCAUUGUACGUGGAAUUAACUUACCAGCCCCAUCAGGAGUCGCGCCCAAUGAUUUGGAUGCCUAUGUGAAGUUUGAAUUUCCAUAUCCAAGCUCGGAACAGCCUCAAAAAAAUAAAACCUUGGUAAUUAAAAACACCAACUCCCCAGAAUAUGAACAGUCAUUCAAACUAAACAUAAACCGGAAUCACAGGGGCUUCAAACGAGUCAUUCAGACCAAAGGCAUCAAGUUUGAAAUCUUUCACAAGGGGUUUUUUCUUGUGAGAAGUGAUAAACAGGUUGGAUCUGCGAGUGUAAAACUGGACAAGCUGGAGACUCAGUGUGAGAUCCGAGAGAUCGUAGAGGUUUUUGACGGUAGGAAGCCGACUGGUGGUAAAUUGGAAAUUAAGGUGCGGCUAAGGGAUCCUCUAAAUGGCCAGGACCUUCAGGUGGUGACUGAGAAGUGGCUGGUGAUGGGACAUGUUCCUCGAAAGAAAGUCCGGCUUGAGACUUCCUGUUCGGCGCCUGAGGUGAUGGAAGCACAGAGGUAGAGCUCCUGCUUACCAGGGUCGAGAGUCGGCACAUAGAAGCUGUUCUCUUCAUUUGAAAUUUGUUCGUGUUGGUUCCCGGAGUGAGGAGAGCCAGAGGAGCAGAGAGGAAGCAGGUUUUUUGGUGAUUUGGCUUCGUAUGACUGCUGAGGUGUUCCUGAUGUGCUGAGCUCUUUAGUUACCUCAGAUUCUGCCAUUGCAUUUGUCAAGCCCACGCUGUUUUCGAGAUUCACCUGUGAACUUGCGGUUCUCUUAACCGGGGGCUCUGCUGCAUACUGGUUAUAUACUACAUUUUGAGUCAGUUGUGGCAAGUUCUAAGCAACAUAUUUCUAACAAAAUGGUGGCCUCUGAUUUCCUGCUGGGACACUGAGUUAUCAGCUAACUUAGUCAGAGCUGCUUGCUGAGUCUUAUUUUGUGUCACAUUGUUUCAAUCUUAGUGACAGGAAUUUGUCACAAAAAAACAGUUAUCUCUCUGCUGACUAAGACUAAACAUUGUUAGUGAUUGCUGUCAUUACUGAGACUUUUGUUACACCUUUAUUGUAUACAAUGUUGCAAUUGCUUGAGGAGGAUUGUAACCAUAGCAACAAAUCAAUGGUUACUUCUUUGUGAAAGGAAAACAGAGACAAAGAAUAAAACAAGAAGGAAAAAUUGACUUGUAAUAAAAGUUUUAUUAAUAUUGGGAUUGUUGCUCAGGUUUUCUAAUAUAUGAAAACGUAUUCUCCUUCCUUGACAAUGUCUUCUAAAGCUAAUGGCAAAACAUAUGAGAAGGCUAACAAGAAAAAUGUAAAGCUACAGGAUAGGGAUACAAAUAGUAUUUUCUUAUGUCACAACUCUGCUCCUACAAGAACAUCUUUAUCUAACGACUACUCUCUUAUUGCGGCUGAAGUAGCCAGACUCAUCAAUCCAGUUAUAGAGUCAACAAUUAGUAAGGCCAUUGACAAACUGCAGAUCAAAAUUACUAGCAUCUCAGAAAAGCUCUCUACACAUGAUAAAAGAUUUGGCGAGAUCGAGGAUGUGGUUUCUCAACUCCAAGAUGAUAUGAUUGAUUCUUCAUCCAGGUUGGACUCUUUAGAGAAACAAAAUCAAGAGCUUAAGUUGAAAGUGGAUGACCUGGAAAAUAGAUCUCGGAGAAACAAUCUCAGAUUCAUAAACAUUCCUGAAUCUUUCCAGAAUGAUUCCUUAAGCAUGUUAAUUUCCAAAGCAAUUCCCAUCAAAUUGGGUCUUCCUCAGGAUUGUCAAUGUUUCAAAAUAGAGAGACUUCAUAGGAUUGGUCCACCUAAAGAUCUCCAACCCAUGAGACCAAGAGCAAUAAUUGUCAAAUACCUGGACUACACAGAUAAAAAUAGAUUAUUUCAAGCCUACAAAAAAUUUAAUACACUUGAUGUUGAAGGAAAUAAAAUUUUGAUAUUUCAAGACUACUCAUUGCUUCUGUCUCAAAAACGAAAGGAAUUUUCCAAAACUUGCCAAUCACUGGCUAAUCUUCAUAUCAAUUUUGCCUUGAUGUAUCCUGCUAAACUUAAGAUUUUUCUGCCUUCUGGAGCCAGGGUUUUUAGUGAUCCUAGAGAGGCGCACACUUUUGUUUCACAUAUGGAAAAGAAGAAUAGUGGAAAUCUUGCUUUGGUAACACCAUCUAACUCAAAAUGUGGCUCUCCCCAAAAGGAUCAAAGAUGGAAGAGAUACGAUACCCCUCGACAGUCUAGAUUUUCUAAGGACUCAAAACCUUCUCAAGUUCAGACCAAAUUUAGGUCUAGGUCGAGAUCUCCACUUCCUCCUAGAACAGGCAGUCUUCCACAUUCCAGUGAAGAAGAUAUGAUCCCUGAUACUUGACUCUAAAAGGGAAUAAACUUUUUCUUCAAUAUGACCCUGUAGCGGGUGUUAUAUUCUCUGUUUAACUCGUCUCAUAGAGAGAGAGUUGUUAGUUUUCCAUCCUUAGGGAAAAAAGGAAGUGUCCUAUUACUUAGUAUACCAAAUUUGUUAUUCGGUUCUAUAAGUCACUAUCUUUUAAUUUUACAUGUUAUUACUGAUCAGUAUUGUUUGCUCUGUUUUGUUUAUACCAGUGGAUGUAGCUAUAUAUGUAUUAUUUUACUUAAAUCAGCUCAAGCUCAUCUUUCAGGUUGAUGUCUUCAUCUAGAUCAUAUUCCUUGUCCUUUGUUUCCUGGAAUGUCAAUGGAUUAAAUCACUUUUCUAAGAGAAGGAGUAUACUUAGUAGUUUAAAAAAUACCAAAUGUGACAUAGCAUUCCUACAAGAAACCCAUCUUAAUGGUUCAGAGAAUGCUUGGUUGAAAAAAGAUUGGGUUGGUGAGCUAGCCUUCUCCCCUGCUGUUAAGAAAAAAUGUGGAGUAGCUAUUUUAUUUCAUCGUAAACUGAAUGUUGCUAUAACAAAGUCGAUAGAAGAUGAAUUUGGCAGAUUUAUUUACACUGAAGUACUCAUUAAUGAUGUUGUGUGGCACUUGUGUUCCGUUUAUGCUCCAAAUAGUUCUAAGUCUGAUUAUUUUAAUUGGCUCAAAAAACAAAUUUCUAUGCUUCCUGCUAACAAUAUAAUUCUAGCAGGAGAUUUAAAUGAGUCUUUUCUUAGUUCUUUAGACAGAUCAGAUUGAAAAUUGAAUAAUCCUUGUAAGAAAUCUAUGCUCCUACAUAAUUUUUGCAGAGAUACUAACCUUAAUGAUGUUUGGAGACUUUUUCACCCUGCUGAAAAAGAUUUUACCUUUUUCUCAUCUGCUCAUCAUGUAGGUACAAGAAUAGAUUAUUUUCUAAUUUCCAAUAAUCUGAUAAAUAGAACUAUUGAAGCAACUAUAGGAGACAUUAAUAUCUCAGACCAUGCACCAAUCUCAUUUGUGGUCUCCAUUUCACCUGCACCUAGAAACUAUGUCUCUUGGUCCUUUCCUGAUUCGCUUAAAGAUAAUCCAGACUUCAUUAAGAUGCUACAUAGCAGAUGGGAUUUGUUUUUCAAGGAAAACGAAUUACAUUCAAAAGAUCCAUCCUUAUUAUGGGAAACUUGGAAGGCAGUGGUUAGAGGGGAAAUAUCUUCUUUUAAAUCUCACUUCUUUAGGAAAGUUCACAAAAACUUUCUUGAGUUGAGUAAAAGACAAAGCAUCUCUUACAUUCGAUUUAAACAACAUCCCUCAUUUGAGUGCUCAAAAAUAUAAGAAUAUUUUAGAUGAACUUAAAAUUUGGAUUAAAUUGAGACAAAAUUUUUUUGCAUCUUUUUCGCAGGCUAGGCUUAAAAACUUAAGUAAUAAAGCAAAUAAUUUGCUUUUUAAUCUUACUAAGGCUGAAAAUAAGCAGGCUAAACUUAUUAAGAUUAAAGAUACUCAUGAUCAGCUAACAAAUGAUCCCAAUAAAAUUGUAAGCAUUUUCAAAGAUUUUUAUAAAGAUUUGUACUCUAAUCCAAAUAUAAACUCUGAGAAAAUGCAAGAAUUUUUUGUAAAUUGUAAAAUCCCCCAGAUUUCAAAGGGUCAGUUGGAAAAGCUAAAUAGUCCAAUUUCCUCUGAGGAAGUGUCCACUAUUAUUAAUCAUCUGAAAACUGCAAAGGCAGGUGGCCCUGAUGGCCUAACUCCUUCUUUCUACAAAAUUAUGAAAGAUAAAAUCUCACCCUUUUUAACAAACCUAUUCAAUGAUAUAUUAUUCUUUGGAAAGAGCCUACCUUCUAGUGAAAUAUCAAAUCUUAGAGUUAUCCCAAAAAAAGACAAAGCCUUAUCCCUUCCCUCCUCCUAUAGGCCUAUUUCCUUGUUAAAUCAAGAUAUCAAGAUACUAUCCAAGGUCCUUUCUUCCCUCUAUAAUAUCCGAGGCCCAAAAUGGUUUUAUUAAGAAUAGGUCAGGAGUAAAGAAUAUUAGGGCUCUGAUCCAUAUCUUAUACUUUGCCAAAAAACAUAAAAUCCCCAGUUCUAUUUUUAAUAUUGAUGCUGAAAAGGCGUUUGAUAAUAUUACCUGGGAUCAUCUAUUUGUUUGCCUUUAGAAAUUUGGUAUCACAGGCCCCUUUUUCCAAUAUAUCAAAUAUCUUUACAAAAAUCCCAGAACACAAAUAAUUUUGGGGGGAGCUAGGUCGCCACCUUUUAAAAUAUUUAAAGGGACAAGACAGGGCUGUCCUUUGUCGCCCCUUUUAUUUAAUAUUGCUCUAGAACCGCUAAUUCGUUUCCUUGAUCAAUCCAAGUCAAUUUCGGGAAUUACCAUUAAUAGAAGACAUCUCAAGGUAUUAGCCUUUGCCGACGACUUAUUACUAAUUUUAAAAAAUCCUGAGUCCUCACUUAAGGUUGUUUUUGAUUUAUUCCGAGACUUUCAGUCCUUCUCUGGUUAUAAAAUUAAUGUUGAGAAAUCGGAAGUAAUGAAUAUUUAUGGUUCUUUUUCUAAAUCUUUACUUAAGAAAUUCCAACUUAAAAACCCAAAGAAUCAGAUCAAAUAUUUAGGAUUAAUAAUUCCAUCAGAUCUAAAUAAUUUAUAUUCUUUGAAUAUCACUCCAGCCUGUCAAAAGGUUUUUUCCAUGUGUGAAAAAUGGGCUAAUUCUCCCCUUAAUAUAAAGGGACGAGCACUCUUUUUUAAAUCUUUGAUAUUUCCCAAGUUAAUAUAUCCAUAAAUUAAUCUCCCCUUGCUUAUAAAACAUUUUGAUAUUAAGAAACUUGACUCUGCCUUAAAUAAAUUUAUUUGGAAUGGUAAAAAGGCAAAAAUUGCACUUCAUAAAUUAAGAGCUCCAGUUAAACUUGAAGGGUUAAAUCUUCCUAACUUUAGAGCUUUUAAUUUAUCAGCCCUCACUAGAUACUGUAUUGAGUGGAUCUCUCAAGGCAAUAAAUUUACAAACCCUGACAUCGAGAUCUUUCAAGAACCCUUCUUUGAUAUUUUAUCUGUUUUACAUAGCAAAUGGGGAAUUGUUCCUUGUGACUUUAAAAGGAAUCCUCUUUAUCGUGAAAACAUUUAUUCUCUCAACAUGGGUAUAGUUAUACAGAAACCCCUUUCAUGCCAGCAAAGCUCUUACUUAAACCCUCAGAUUAUCAAAAGUCUGAUUCCUUUCUAUUUUCUGCUAAGAGAAAUUUACUAGUCUUAGUUAAAGACUUAUUUGAUCCACAUAAGAAAACUUUAUUAUCUUGGUCAAAACUCAAAAAUGAGUACAAGCUUAAUGAAUCUGAUAGAUAUUAUUACUUAGCUUGUCAAUGCGGUCUUUCUCUACUGCAUGAUAAAAACAAUUUGAUUUUAGCUGACCACAAGCUAGCAGAUGAUUUGGCAGAAUUUUUGGAACUCCCCUGUUUGAUUUCAAUUAACUCUUUAUCUAAAAAAUUUUGGAAUAUUUAUGGUA